Molecule: messenger RNA, 1566 nt
Organism: Triplophysa dalaica
Lineage: Eukaryota; Metazoa; Chordata; Actinopteri; Cypriniformes; Nemacheilidae
Gene: ebp
Product: EBP cholestenol delta-isomerase
Exons: 5
Coding region: 195-893 (232 amino acids)
Biological process (GO): cholesterol biosynthetic process
Cellular component (GO): endoplasmic reticulum; membrane
Molecular function (GO): cholestenol delta-isomerase activity; steroid Delta-isomerase activity; C-8 sterol isomerase activity
Source: RefSeq, a predicted model, not a curated record
UCGAUGGCGCGAUGUUUCAGCAGUCAAAGUGCAGUUCGUAACGUUGCUCGUUGUUGUAAAUACCAAGAUACAUCGCAAGCUGCACAUAGAAAAUCAUCACAGUUCAAGGAUAUUUCACACUUCAUCACAAAGCAGCUGUGUCCUGAAAAACACUGGUCGGUGAAAUUGGCUUGAUUUCUGUUAUCUCGUGCAAGAUGUUUAAGGAAGCAGACGCUAUAAAUCAUCCCUAUUGGCCGCGUAACCUGUCCAUUCCAAACUAUGUAGCUAAUGACCGUUCAAUGUCAGAAAUCCUUAUAUUCCUGUUCUCCGUGUCUGGGAUACUGCUGGUUGCCACCUGGUCACUAACUGGGUGUAAGGUAUCUGGGAGCAGGCUCAGUGGAGGGAGAAGGUUAGCUCUGUGCUGGUUCGCAGUGUGUGGCUUCAUCCAUGGUGUAAUUGAGGGAUGGUUCUCUUUAUACUACACCAUUAUUCCUGAAGACCAGAGUUUUCUUUCACAGCUCUGGAAAGAAUAUUGCAAAGGAGACAGCAGAUACGCAAUAGGGGAUAACUUCACAGUAAGCAUGGAGACGAUAACAGCUUGUCUCUGGGGUCCCUUCAGUAUUUGGAUCGUUAUAGCCUUCCUAUAUAACCGUCCUUACAGAUUUGUUCUGCAGCUCAUCGUAUCCCUUGGUCAGCUGUAUGGUGCAGUGCUUUACUUUUUCACUGAGCACAGAGAGGGAUACAUUCACAGCGAGUACGGUCAUCCCAUAUACUUCUGGUUCUACUUUGUGUUCAUGAAUGCUUUAUGGGUUGUCAUUCCUUUUAUCCUUAUAUUGGAUUCAUGGUGUCAGUUAUCAACCAGUCAAUCCAUGUUUGAUAAAGCGGCCCUGAAAGAAAAGUCUAAAAGAAGCUAGUCCAAUAGUAAUGUUUAACUUAAAAAAGAAUUAAACUUCUAAACUUGAUUUCUAUCAUCAUAAUAUGUGAAGAGAUACAGUACUGUUGAUGGAUACAAAUAAGGGCGGAAAGUAAUGUUUAUGUUUAAUAUUCAUUACAGUAAUUAAAAUUUGGUCUUGUCCAACAUCGAAUGUUCGUAAUACUGUUGCAACAGGGAUGUUUCAAAUUUGUUUUUGUAAAUAUGAAGCUUGAAUGUUUUUUUAGAACACACUAUCUGAUCUACACACUAACUGAUUUAUUGCUGGCUCUUCUAUUGUAAUCAAACUGACUAUCCUGUUAUCAGAUUAUUACAACUGAGAUAUUAUGAAUUGAACAUAUGGUGGAGGAUUGAAUCCAUUCAAUCCUGUCAUUCUUUAAUAAUAAAACAUACAACAAGAAUGGGUAGAGGCACAAGAUGAAAAUAUUUGCUUGACAGUGCAUGAUGAAUUUCUCUGGUGCCUAGAAGUAAAUACUGUACGUAAAUAUUAGUUUAAUAGUUAAUCAGGAGAAUCCACUAGAUGGCACCAUGUCUAGGGAUGAGAAUAAAACAGAAAUGUUGAGAUUGUUUUACUGUAAUCCUCGAACAAAACACUCAGGGUAAAAUAAUUCAAUUUACAUGCAAUCUAAAAAAUAAAGAUUUUUUUACUGCGGAAA